This is a messenger RNA of Rhea pennata, 1515 nucleotides long. RefSeq names its product DNA damage inducible transcript 4 (gene DDIT4). The transcript is spliced from 2 exons. Gene Ontology annotation, molecular function: 14-3-3 protein binding. Bases 70 to 657 code for a protein of 195 amino acids. Gene Ontology annotation, biological process: apoptotic process; response to hypoxia; negative regulation of TOR signaling. Gene Ontology annotation, cellular component: cytoplasm. The record is from RefSeq and is a predicted model, not a curated record. Lineage: Eukaryota; Metazoa; Chordata; Aves; Rheiformes; Rheidae.
CGCGCGCGGCGGGGAGGGGGCGCGCGGCGGUGGCGGCGGCGGCGGCGGUUGGUGGCGGUUAGUGGCGCCAUGCCGGGGCUCUGGGAGCGGUUGGCGGGCGGCGAGCGCGGCCGCCUGGAGACCUCGGACUGCGAGUCCCUGGGCAGCGCCUCCGGCUCGGAGGGAGACCCCGAGUAUGCUGACGAGGCCUCCCUGCCGGACCUGGACCUGCUGCAUGACCCCGAGGACGAGCUGCUGUGCGCCAACCUGAUGGAAGUGGUCCAGGCCACGCUGGGCAAGGCCCCCCUGGGCCCCAAGCGCUGCUCUCGGCUCCUCAUGCCAGACCAGCUUGUAGCACAAGUGCGGACAGAGCUGCUGCACCUGGCCUGCAGCGAGCCCUGCGGGCUGCGAGGGGCCCUCCUCGACCUCUGUGUGGAGCACGGCAAGGCCUGCCACGACGUGGGGCACAUCACCGUGGACCCUGCCGUGGUGCCCACCUUCCAGCUCACCCUUGUGCUCCGGCUGGACUCUCGCCUCUGGCCCAAGAUCCAGGGACUCCUUGCCUCGGCGCCUGCUUUCACGCCUGGCUUCAGCCAGUCGCUGAAGCUGGGCACAGGCUUCAGGGUCAUCAAGAAGAAGUUAUACAGCUCUGAGCAGCUGCUCAUCGAGGAGUGCUGAUGGGCUGCGCUGGAGGGGGCCAGCCACGGCAUGCCAGCCUGGAGAAACAGCUCACCCAAGUGCUUUCGGAAGAGCUAACAAGAGGGAGGGGGAAAAAAAGGGGAGAAAAAAAAAAAAAAAAAGCUGGUUAGAGCAUGGCAGCUCUCAGCAGCCACUGUAGUUUAGGUUAGGUGUAGUAGAGCUUUAGGUUGAAGUAGUUUGGGCAGGCGGAGGUCCCUGCCGUGACACCCACGCUGGGGUGUCCCCAGUGCAGGCGGAGCAGCCCUGCCGGGGGGCGCUGGCCCAAGGUGGCAGCGGUGGGGGCUGUGCUGUGCUAGCUGGACACUUUGAUGACUGUAGGAUGUCGCGACUGCGGCGAUGUGCUCCCUGUCCCGGCGGCAGGGCUGCCGGGAACAGGCCCUCUCCCCACUGUUGGUGACUUCUUUGGUGACUUCUCUUUCUUGUUAACGAUGAUUGUAAUUGAUGGUUUUGGGGGAGGGUGCGUGUGUGGGAAUGAGUGACCUGAGUCUGGAUCUGAGACAAAACUCCACUACUGACAUCUGGGCAGCUAUGUUCAGACUCCCAGGAAAAGCGGGAGCCGGGAUGACGGGGCAGGGGUCUGAAAUUGUGUUGUCUUUGAUCCCUGAAACGAACCCUGCUGGAAGGUGCCCGCGGCGCUGGUGGGAGAGGGGGCGCGCGGCGACGCUGGGACCGAGGGCAGGAUCCCUCGCAGGCCUCCUGGGCGGUACGCGCUCCCGUUGAUUACAGUUUACACUAGUUCACUUGAUGUUCAAGUGCAGAACUUCUAUGCAAUUGUGUCCCCCCCCCCCCCUUUUUUUUUUUUUUUUUUACUUUUCUAAUAAAAACCUUUCUAAUGGA